Messenger RNA from Pieris rapae (cabbage white), 1033 nucleotides. Its product is annotated as acyl-CoA Delta(11) desaturase-like. Gene Ontology annotation, biological process: unsaturated fatty acid biosynthetic process. The coding region runs from base 1 to 984 and encodes 327 amino acids. The transcript is spliced from 4 exons. Gene Ontology annotation, cellular component: endoplasmic reticulum membrane. NCBI's taxonomy places the organism in Eukaryota, Metazoa, Arthropoda, Insecta, Lepidoptera, Pieridae. The record is from RefSeq and is a predicted model, not a curated record. Gene Ontology annotation, molecular function: stearoyl-CoA 9-desaturase activity; iron ion binding.
AUGGCGCCAAAUGCAACAGAGCAAAGAUGUCUAGAGCCCACAGAAGAUGAUUUCGAAAAGCUAAUACCACCACAGGCUGCACCUCGGAAGUAUCAAAUAGUAUACAGGAAUAUAAUCACCUUUGGGUACGGUCAUAUUGCAGCAUUGUAUGGCCUAUAUCUGGGCCUUAUUCAAGCAAUGUGGAAAACUUUAUUUUUUAAUUACAUACUAUUCGUGCUGGCGACUGUUGGAGUGACAGCGGGGGCGCAUCGGCUGUGGACGCACAGAGCAUACAAGGCAAAAAUGCCCCUACAGAUUAUCCUAAUGCUCAUGAACACUCUGGCAUUCCAGAACACAGCCAUCGACUGGAUACGAGAUCAUCGGAUGCACCAUAGAUAUAGCGACACAGACGCAGAUCCUCAUAAUGCUACUCGUGGGUUUUUCUACUCCCACGUAGGCUGGCUGCUUGUAAAGAAGCAUGAAGAGGUAAAGAAGCGUGGCAAGUUUAUUGAUAUGAGCGACAUCUAUGCAAAUCCUGUACUGAUGUUUCAAAAGAAGUACGCCAUACCAUUUAUUGGUUCUGUCUGCUUUUUGCUCCCAACUUUAGUACCGGUCUACUAUUGGGGUGAGAGCUUGAAUAUCGCCUGGCACAUAUGCCUCUUCAGAUAUAUCUUCAAUCUGAACACAACCUUCCUAGUUAACAGCGCAGCUCAUCUCUGGGGAUACAAACCUUAUGAGAAAGGUAUAAAACCCGUCCAGAACAAAGUAGUCACCUUCAUGGUCUUCGGAGAAGGGUUUCAUAACUACCACCACGUAUACCCUUGGGACUAUCGCACAGCCGAGCUUGGGAACAACCCAAUGAAUUUUACAACGUUAUUUAUAGACCUCUUCGCGAAGAUAGGAUGGGCGUAUGAUUUGAAGUCUGUGCCUGAAGGGAUGAUAGAAGCACGAGCGAGAAGAACUGGUGACGGUAGUGAUUUGUGGGGGAAAAUUAAGGCAGUUUAAAAAUAAUUAAGGUCUCCAGUCGGAACUCUAAACGCGUUUAUUAAUGAAA